GAAAAAAAAAAUUAGAAAAUGAGAAGAUCCCGUUCUUCCUCAUCCCCUUGUGCUUCUUGUAAGCAGUUAAGGCGGCGUUGCUCAAAAGAUUGCAUAUUUUCUCCAUAUUUUCCUCCUCACGAUCCUCUCAAAUUCUCCAUUGUUCAUAAGGUGUUUGGUGCUAGCAAUCUCAGCAAAAUGUUACAGGAACUUCCAGUUCAUCAAAGAACAGAUGCAGUGAAUAGUUUGGUAUACGAAGCAAGUGCUCGAAUACAUGACCCGGUUUACGGGUGCGUUAGAACAAUCUCAUUCCUUCAAAAUCAGUUAUUUGAACUCCAAACACAACUGAGUGAAGCACAACUACUUGUUCAAAUGCAGCAAUCAUCUCCAACCUUAGUUCAACAUCAAAAUCCCUCAUUCCAUUUUUCUCCUACUACUAAUAAUAACAGCCUUAACAGUAACCAAUUUUCUGAUCAAUCCCCUGAAUUUGCAUCUUCUUCUUCUGUAAUGCAAUAUUUUUGUCAUAACUUAGACUCUCUAUAGACUUCUUUCUUCUUUAACAAAAUAAAUAUCCAUUUUAUCUUCAA
Benincasa hispida (wax gourd) is the source of this 566-nucleotide messenger RNA. The record is from RefSeq and is a predicted model, not a curated record. Lineage: Eukaryota; Viridiplantae; Streptophyta; Magnoliopsida; Cucurbitales; Cucurbitaceae.